GUGGGGGUGGGCGGCCGGGGGCGAGGCCGCGGCGAGCGGCGCGGGUGCGGCGGCCGGGCGGGCGGCGGUGCGGAGCGCGCGGUGCGGAGGAUCGCGGAGCUGGGGCGGCGCCCAGGCAGGAGGGCGAGCGGGGUCCCUGCCCGGGAGCCGGGGGAGGGCGGCCUGCGGGAGGCGCCCGGCCUGGAGCGGAGCCUGGAGCCUUCCCGGCCCGGCAGGCCCUGGGAGCCCGGGGGAGGGGAGCCCGGCGAGCCGGAGGGGACGCCGAGUGCCUUCCGGGCCCCGCUGUCCUUCCUUCCACCGCGGGGAGCGUCUGUCCCCGUUUGCUGAGCUGCAGCGCGGGGCGCCACCCCUCGAUCUGAGCCCCCCCCCGUGGGGACCCCAGGCCCCCCCGACUCUGAGCCCCUUGGGGAGCCCUCCGCCCCCGUGCAGACCUCGGAUGGAGUCUGUCCUCUGAUUCCAGCAGGUCCCCCCCCCUCUUUUCUGAACCCCAGCCAGGACUCUGUGGAUCCCCCUUGUGUGAAUGUUGGGGGGGUCCCACGGCCUCCCCGAGACGCAGAAGCGGGGCUGACCUGCCCCCCUAAACCCUCCAGAGGCGACCCGACUCCUCCCUCCCCAGACUCCGAGCCGAAAAGAAGCCAAGAGGCGCCUCCUUGCAUGCGCACGGAGAGCUCGGCGUCCUCUCCUGCGCACCCCGAAAUCUGAGCCGAGGGAGGGGGCGCGCGGAGCAGCCCCUCGGAGUCCUCCUGCCCCCAGAGCCCCCGGGCCCCCUUCUGGGCGCCUCGAUUUUGCUCCGGGUCCACGUCUCUGCUGAGUUUCUGUGGCAACGCAGGCCCUUCCCUGCUCUCGGAGGGCUCCCCAGGGUGUGUGUGUGUGUGUAGGGGGUGGGGUGGGGGGGGGUCUUGUUUUUUUCUCUUCUGAGACGCAAAGGCACCCCCAUGUGAGCUUCCGGGGAGACUCAGCGAUUCCUUGUUGUAUCGUCCCGUGGUAACAGCCCCCCCAGCGCCUGCGAGACCCCAGGGCUCCCCCCCAACCUCCACCCCCACCCGGAGCCCCAGCCCCGCCCCAGCCCGCCCGGCCCGGCCCGCCCGGCCCAGCCUUUCCCCGCGAGCCCGGCCCGGCCCGGCCCGCCGCCGGGAUGAUGAUGUGGUCCAACUUCCUGAUGCAAGAGGAGGACCGGCGGCGGGGCGCGGCCGCCAGGCGGGGCGCGGGGCAGCCGCCGGGGCUGUCGCCGGAGCGCGAGGGCAAGGUCAAGCUGGUGCUGCUGCUCACGGCCGUGGGCGCCACGCUGGCCGUGCUGGCCGUGGGCACCGAGUUCUGGGUGGAGCUCAACACCGCCAAGGCCAACGACAGCGCCGUGUGCGACGCCGCCUACCUGGGGCUCUGGAAGGUGUGCGUCAAGCGCCUGUGGCAGGAGGACGUGCCCGCGGGCCGGCGGACCUGCGGCCCCGCCCAGCUGCCCGGAGAAACCAACUGCACCUACUUUAAAUUCUUCACCACGGGGGAGAACGCUCACAUCUUCCAGAGAACCACAAAGAAAGAGAUGAACCUGGCGGCCGCGGUGAUAGCGGUUCUCGGCUUGACGGUCAUGGCUCUGGGGUGCCUCUGCAUCAUCAUGGUGCUCAGCAAAGGCGCAGAGUUCCUGGUCCGCGUGGGAGCCAUCUGCUUUGGCCUCUCAGGCCUGCUGCUCCUGGUCAGCCUGGAGGUGUUCCGGCAUUCCGUCCGAGCCCUGAUCCAGAGGGUCAGCCCCGAGCCGCCCCCGGCCCCGGCCCUGACCUACGAGUACUCCUGGUCUCUGGGCUGCGCCGUGGGGGCCAGCCUGGUCCUGCUGCUGGGGGGCAGCUGCUUCCUCCUGCUCACCCUGCCGCCCUGGCCCUGGGGCUCACUCUGUCCCAAGCAGGGGCCCAGGGCCCCCUAGAGGCACCCCUGCACUUUCUCGAAGCUCCUUGCAACCACUCCUUGGUCCUCUGUCCCCUCAGAAUCUUAUUGUUGUUGUUAAUCCUCACCCGAGGACACUUCUCCACUGACCCCUAGAGAGAGUGGAAGGGAGAGGGAGAGGCGGAGAGAAACAUCGAUGUGUGAGAGACACACGUCGAUGGGUUGCCUCCUGCAUGCACCCCGGCCGGGGCCCCGGGCCGGGGAGGAGCCUGCAACCGAGGGACAUGCCCUCGACCUGAAUCGAACCCCGGACCCUGCGGUCCUCGGGCUGAUGCUCUAUCCGCUGAGCCACACCGGCCAGGGCCCCUCAGCAUCUUUCGCCCCAAGUCCCGGAGACACUGUCCGCCUUGCUCCGGGGGUCCAGGCUGUCUGCACAGACCCGUCUCUCGCGCCCUCACCUUUUCCUCUGUACAUAUGUGUUCCUCGGUGGCUGAAUUCUGGGCCGCUUGGGGGUGGGGUGGGGAGAGGCUUUUUGCAAACGAGGGUCCCCAGUGGUGGUUGGUGGGGACCUGAUGGGGUAACUGG
Molecule: messenger RNA, 2460 nt
Organism: Myotis daubentonii (Daubenton's bat)
Lineage: Eukaryota; Metazoa; Chordata; Mammalia; Chiroptera; Vespertilionidae
Gene: CACNG6
Product: calcium voltage-gated channel auxiliary subunit gamma 6
Biological process (GO): calcium ion transport; regulation of calcium ion transmembrane transport via high voltage-gated calcium channel
Cellular component (GO): L-type voltage-gated calcium channel complex; membrane
Molecular function (GO): calcium channel regulator activity
Source: RefSeq, a predicted model, not a curated record